AUGCCAGCGGCAAGUGAGGAUAUCAGAUCGGGAAAAUGCAUUGGAGUAUAUAGAGGACACGAGGGUACCGUAUAUAGUUUAGAUGUACAAUGGAAGGGUGGUGUUGCACCAAGUCGAGCCGUAUCUGCAUCUGCCAAAUCACGCCGAAAAGUUGGCACAGAAGACUCUGGUUUGGACGUAGCUGUUCUUGUCACAGGCUCACAUGAUCAGUGUGUUGUGAUAUGGGAAGUCAUUACCAGUCAAUUUGGUAAAUCAGAUCUUUCCGUCAAGGUGGAUCAAAUCAAAAAGCUCAAAGCACAUACCGGUGACGUAUACGCGCUCGAACUCCUUCAUGACGCAGAGAACCUUCGACGAAUAGGCACCUUUGUAUCUGGUGGUGAUUAUACUAUUCGAACAUGGAAUAAAGAUCUUUCAACUGCAAGUCAAACACUUCAUGGUCAUACAGGAUACGUGGCGUGUUUAAAAGUCCGCGGAAAACGGGCAUUCUCUGGCUCAUGGGAUACAACGAUUCGAUCAUGGAACCUUGAGACUGGAAAAGGCAUGCACGUGUUCAAGGGCCACAAAAACAUUGUCAACUGCAUUGAUGUCAUUGACACGGAUGUCUUUAGUGGAAGCUGGGACAUGAACAUUAUUCAAUGGAGUCGAGCUACUGGAGAAUUAGUGCAUAUCUACAAGGGACACACGGAUGGAGUGCAGUGCAUUCAGUAUUACGAAGAGCAACUUUUUAGCGGAUCAAUGGAUAAAACCAUUAGAGUAUGGAAUACAAAAACGGCAAAAACCAUCAAGACAUUUCGUGGUCAUCAAGGAGGCAUCGAGUGUUUACAUGUAGUGAAUGGAUACUGUUUUUCAGGAUCUUACGACAAAAUGAUUAGAUGUUUCAAGAUUGAUUCUGGAGACUGUGUGAUGAUGUUUUCUGGGCAUACAGAUGGAGUUUAUUGUCUUAAAGUAUUUGCGGGUGUAUUAUAUUCAGGCUCAGGGGAUAAAUCAGUUCGGCUUUGGGAUGUCAGGGAUCUCGUGCAGGCACGCCCAAAAUCAUGGUGGAGAAAACUAUUUUGCUGUGGGUAA
Batrachochytrium dendrobatidis JAM81 is the source of this 1065-nucleotide messenger RNA. RefSeq lists its product as uncharacterized. The record is from RefSeq and is a predicted model, not a curated record. The coding region runs from base 1 to 1065 and encodes 354 amino acids. NCBI's taxonomy places the organism in Eukaryota, Fungi, Chytridiomycota, Chytridiomycetes, Rhizophydiales. Gene Ontology annotation, molecular function: protein binding. The transcript is spliced from 13 exons.